CAGACCUCCACUCUUUCUCAACCUGAAUGUGUGGCUGUGUGAGAUGUGGGCCUCUGCUGCGACUUACUUAGGUAGGCAAGUUGUGCGUGAGUGACCUGAUGACUUAUCUGACUCGGAGUUUUAUAAGAGGUCAGUCGUGCUUUCCCUUUUCUUGUCUUGUGGUCGGCUUGCUCUUCAAAUCGAACCCCAUCCCGUUUUUCUCCCAAAUUCAAGUUGUGCAUACAAAGACCGCCCUGCAGACUGCUCCCAUGUCAUACAUCAUUCCUAUCGGCCCACCAGGGUACUACAAUUACGACAAUCAGACCACCAGUAGCACAGCCCAUCAACAGCAUCAAGAAGCUGUCGGUGGAGCGGCACAAGGGUACUAUGGCACUCAUCAUCCUCCUGCUCCCGGUCCCAAUCCGGCUGCUCCUGCUGAGGCCGGCGGCACUACCGCCGCCUUAGCAAAGCUAGUCCCACCUCAAGUCCAAAUGCGUCUUCCUCGAGAGAACCCACGUCUCGCCGGCUUCUACGUAGAUGCAGACCGGUUACUCAGCCAGCCCACGCCGAUGCAUGAGUCUCGCUACAUCGCAAGCGUGGCCGACUUCAACUCGUGGAUGACCGAGGUCUACCACCCCAAGAGGGCAGCUCUACAAACACUGGUCAGCGAGCUCGAAUCCCUCCAACAAAGACUUCAUUCCUUCGCCGAAAUAUCCGCCGUCAUUGGCCCAGCCGGCUACCACUUCCUUACGCCCAACCUGGAGCUCGGCGACGUCCUCGACCUCUUGCUUUCCGUCGAGCGUCGAGCCGAAGAAGUCCACCAGGACCUGCUCACGAUGGACGACCUCAAGAUCUCGCUCGAAGCCACCGCCAACGCAACAGCGUGCUAUAGCCACAACGACUGGGACGCUGCACGUAAAUGGGACGAGUGGAAGGAAUCGUCCGAAAUGGCGGCCAAGAGGACGUUCCAUUCGCAGCGCACGGUGCGGAAGUGGGACCUGGCAUCCAGGUUGUCCAACUACUACAACACGACAGAACAAGUCAACACGCCGCCCUACGAGGCCAUCAUGCUCGAGCUGUCGCGCAUCGAGUCGUCCCUUGAUCCAUCGUCGUCGCUGAACGAGAAUGACCGCGCGGUGCUGGAGCGGGCCUUGACCAUCCUGCGCGUUCUCAAGGACCAGGGCUGCCAUGCCUGUAGCCUGUCGUGGAAGGCGAGAAGCCAGGCGCUGCAACAGGACGAGGUUUUUGCAAGGUUAGAGACAGAGCCUGCGACCACGAUGAAUUAUGAACUCCGCGAACAGCUGUUGCAGAGACAGCGGGAAAUUAUUGAGGAGAAUGAAGGACAGGCUGAGCGGGCGAACAAGGCGGUCACGGACCAUUAUGUGCAGUAUGGGGAGGUGCCGGUUAUGAGGUUGUUGGGGGAGGUGAACAGGAACUCGAAAUCGCCGACAGCAACAGCGACAGCGGGCAGUGGUGGGGUUGUCGCGCCGCCGACACAGUCGGCACGGCCGAGCUUUCAGAUGCCACUUAGUUGGUAUUCGAAUAUGUUGACGUCGUCACAUGUAACAAAUAUGCAAGUCAUGAACAACAUUGCUGGCGGCUCAACCAACUUCCAUUUGGCGAAUUCGUAUGGCCAAAUAAAGUGGUAGGUUUGAAAGGAUAUCUACCAGAUUUUACUUUUAUUAUAGACAACAUGGCGUGUCUACAGGGGUCAGGUGGCGUUGGGAAUCCUGCUGGUGGUACUCCGUCCUUCUACAAAUACAAUUGCUCUUAACACUUGAAGCUCUCACCUUCACUUAUACCUUAUGGCACUCCUACGUUAUCGCUGCUCAUUAGCUACAAGAUUUCCCCCUAGCCCCUGAAACUCAGAAGACAAUGCAACCAAAAGACACGACUUCAUGCAUUACAACAAUACUCAAUUCAAUCUGCUAGUCAAAACCACCACUGCCCAGAGCUAGCUGACAACCAGGGACAGACCACCUGGCAGGGCAGAA
Parathielavia appendiculata is the source of this 1973-nucleotide messenger RNA. RefSeq lists its product as uncharacterized. NCBI's taxonomy places the organism in Eukaryota, Fungi, Ascomycota, Sordariomycetes, Sordariales, Chaetomiaceae. The coding region runs from base 99 to 1628 and encodes 509 amino acids. The transcript has 2 exons. The record is from RefSeq and is a predicted model, not a curated record.